This is a messenger RNA of Papaver somniferum (opium poppy), 1764 nucleotides long. Its product is annotated as transcriptional regulator STERILE APETALA-like. The transcript has 2 exons. The record is from RefSeq and is a predicted model, not a curated record. The coding region runs from base 1 to 1425 and encodes 474 amino acids. Gene Ontology annotation, cellular component: preribosome, large subunit precursor. Gene Ontology annotation, molecular function: protein binding. NCBI's taxonomy places the organism in Eukaryota, Viridiplantae, Streptophyta, Magnoliopsida, Ranunculales, Papaveraceae.
AUGUCUUCGUCACCUUCUUCUUCGGAAGACCAAAGGGGAAGAGGUAGACAAUUUGAAAGGGGAGAAACUUCUAUUUCUUCUGCUUCAACUUCAGUUGGUCGUACUCGUCUUCGGCGUGGUAGGCAAAGAUUGUCUGGUAAUAGUAGAGACGAAGUAUGGCCUGAGCCAUUCAUUGAAGCUCUUGCUUAUCAAGUUGCUGUAAAUGCUGCUUCUUCUGCUUCUCCAACAAGUGUUACUCUCCGUAGGCUCUCUGCUGCUCCUGCCAUUUCUACCCUCUUUCAGGUAUGUUCUGCUUGGCGUGCCAUAUCACACUCCAACCUUUUGUGGCAUAACCUAACAAAUAGGAUUUGGGGUGGAGAUAGCCUAGUACAUAAUACAUGGAGAGAAGAGUAUAUAUACCGUCAUUGUACUGCGUACAACUUUCGUAUAUCUAGGUCUUUGUAUUCUACUCUCAACUACGAUCCCAACGUCGACAACAGCGGUCCCCUUGCAUGUCGGUGCCUCACUCUAUCAGACUCACAUCUUGCAUGCGGUUUUGACGAUGGUUCUGUCCGUCUAUUCAACUUGAUUUCAAGGCUCCAUGUCAGCACAUUUCAUCCACAUCACCGAGAUCGUCUCGGCCGAUUCUCUCGUGCCGUUACAGGAAUCGUUCUCACAGACACACGUGUUAUCUUUGCUUCACUUGAUGGUGACAUCCACGUGGCGGUCAUUGGUUUAGUAGGUACACGUCGUGCCCAAUUAGGGGACAUGGUGAAUGACGGCACUUUGGUUGAUUUCAAUGGAUGUAAUCGGUGGUGGUUAGGGCUUUAUGCUGGUGCUCCUGGCCGAUCAUUUCACGUAUGGAAUGGUGAAAAUGAAGAACUUGUUUUUGUUGGUGGGACUUUGACCGAUCCAGAAUCAGUAAUGGGUUGGCACUCGCUGUCUGAUGAGUUAACCGAGCCACUUGGACGGGUCAGGGUUACUUCUACUGUUGAGAAUGAUGUUGCUGUGGCAUGUACUGGUAUCAGAUUAAUGGCAUUUGAUCUGACAAAUCUAGGGUCUGUAUUAAACGAUGAACAAUUUCAGCGAGUUGGUUUAAUAGUUUCUUCUGUUGACGUCAGCAAUAGAUUGUUAAUGGUGGUUGAUAACCGCCGAAUUGCCAGCGUCCGCAGAGUGGAUAACUUCGAGGAAGUGUGUGCCUUUACAGUGGAUGAUGGUGGUGGUGCCAGGAGAGGAGGUUUGAUUGGGUGCAUGAACGGUGGAUGUGUGUUUAUAUGCAGUGGAGGUAAUAUAAGAGUAUGGGAUGCGUUGUAUGGUGAAUACGUGAGCAGUUUCAGAGAAAGAUUGGAAGGAGAAGUGAAUGCGUUAAUAGCUAAUGAAAGACAUGUGGCUGCUGCAUGUUCAUCAGAUAUGACUAUACAUCUGUGGGAUUAUAGUGCUCCUUAGAACUUCACACUUUGCACCCAAAACUGCAAAGCUUUGUGCGCCUAGUUUUAAUCCAUACGGCUCUAGCAAGUUCUUGACAUAUAGCUAUUUAGCCAUUGAAAAGUGGGGAAGACCUCUAAAGAAAACAAGCAAUUUGUUCCUUUUUGCUAAAUGUGGUUUACAGAUUAACCCAGCUAAUUCAUACAAGGCUGCGUAGAGUAGCCGUGGCAGCAAAUAAAUACGGUACAGCGACGAAGGAAUCUGAGGUAGUGACCUUUAAGAAGAAGGUCAGACCUCUCGACGUUAGUCAAAGUGAUCAUUAACCUAAUGAGAAGUUCGAAAUGUUACUUUUCUUUCAAA